Messenger RNA from Cladophialophora immunda, 1479 nucleotides. RefSeq lists its product as uncharacterized. Lineage: Eukaryota; Fungi; Ascomycota; Eurotiomycetes; Chaetothyriales; Herpotrichiellaceae. The record is from RefSeq and is a predicted model, not a curated record. Gene Ontology annotation, cellular component: spliceosomal complex. Gene Ontology annotation, biological process: mRNA splicing, via spliceosome. The transcript is spliced from 2 exons. The coding region runs from base 308 to 1375 and encodes 355 amino acids.
CUCUGGUCCUCGAUUCCGCGGCCAUGUCCAAGCCAAUUUCCUUCGGUUUUGGCAAGCCGAAGCCUGCUGUAUCUUCGUCCGCCGUUGCCACAGCUACCCGCAAAACCCCCGCGUUGUCGAGCAGCCGGCCCUCGCGAACCGCUCUCCGCCAUGAUUCAGACAACGAAGAUGAAGAAGAGCCAAGGCACGAGACUCACAAGUGAAGGUGAUAGCGAAUGCCGGAAAUGCCGACUGGCGCAGACAUGGGCGAAGAAAUUUACUUCCUGCGGAUGUCCAAGUACAACAGCAGAACGGCGAUGGCGUUGUCAUGGUAGAGCGAGACGAAGUUAGUAAUGCUAGUGGGCUGCAAUUCGCGGACAAGAACAAUGAGGAGAGAGAACAUCAGACAAAUGGUGAUCAACAGUCGCAGGAGAAACAUACUGUUGAACGGCCGGAGCAGCUGACGGCAGACGAGGAAGCCUUGCAAGCACUGUUGGACGAUGGAUCCGGCAAAGCAAGGUCUAAUGCUGUCAUAUCAAUACAGGGAAACAGACAGCUUUCGCCUCAAGACGAGACGCAAGACUUCAGGGACGACGUCGCUUCCAGGCCGGAUUCAAGCACCCUCGAAGAGUACGCCGCCAUGCCUGUAGAAGAGUUUGGGAUGGCUAUGCUGAGAGGGAUGGGCCAAAAACGCCGUGCCAACGGAGAGAUUAUCGAUCUCGCUCCAAAGUCUGACGAGAAUCCACGAAAAGUCCGCAAGCAUGAAGGCUUUCUCGGAAUUGGGGCAAAAGCAGCCCCUGGAUCAGAUAUCGAGCUGGGUGCGUGGGGAAAGGCUGACAUGCGAAAAAAUACAAGAGGAGAGGGGUUUUUUACACCACUGAUGCGCGAGAACAAGGCCACUGGGGAACGCAUCUCAGAGGACGAGUUCCAGAAAAGAGUGAAGGAGUCGCGGGGUGCCAAACCAGAGGAAGAUUGGAGGCAGCGCAGGGAUCGUAACCUGGAGAUCAGUGGUCGGGAUCGGCAUCAAGAAAAAGACUCACCAAGAAAUGGGACCGAUGACUACCGAGAGCAGAUGAAUUCGUUUUCUCGCUCCAGCUCUUCGAGGCGAGACCGAGACGGACGUGAUGAUUCCCGUUCAAAGAGGGACAGAGAUGACAGAGAGUAUGGAAAUCCGCGGUCAAGACGUGAUGAUGACAGGUCACGAGAUCGAAGGCAAGACGAGGAUGAUCAAGAUGACCACGAUAGCCGACGUCGAGCCAAACAUCGGGACCGCUAUCGAGAUGAAGACCGGUACGACUCCAGUUCGUCUCACCGAAGUCACAAGGACCGGGACCGGGACCGGGACAGAGAUAGGUACAGGGAAAGAGAGGGCGAUCGCCGCCACCGGGACAGAUAAUGUCGAGUUCCCAGGGAAGAAAAUAUGGGAAGAGCAACCGCCGAAGCUUCCAUAGACAGUAGGUUUACGCUCCGAGAGAAUAUGAAUACCCAUUAUGACCCUUU